AAUAUUUUAGAACAUUUUCAAGUAUGGACAGCGGAAGAGCAGUAACUAAUUCCGAGGAACUUUUGCCUUCCCCCGGUUAUAAUUAUAUGCUGACGCCCAGUACUUCCCAAAAGCGCUCAAAUGUUUCUAGCGCGGCUUUAAUGCAAUCUUCGGCAGAGAAGAUUGUUGAGCAAAUGGGCAACAUAGUGGAGCUACGUAAAGCGGAGAUGGCUCAGAAGUCAAAGUUUGAGCCUCUUUUGAAGCAUUUGGAGUCGCUUCUACAACAAUUGCCACAAAGCACGGCGAAUAUAUUGGGGGCCAAAUUUACUCAAAUGGCCUACGAAGAAAUUGAAAAACACGAAAAUAGUGCAACGGAUAAAAAUAGAAAUGAAAAACAGUAAU
Messenger RNA from Rhagoletis pomonella (apple maggot), 381 nucleotides. RefSeq lists its product as uncharacterized. NCBI's taxonomy places the organism in Eukaryota, Metazoa, Arthropoda, Insecta, Diptera, Tephritidae. The record is from RefSeq and is a predicted model, not a curated record. The transcript is spliced from 2 exons. The coding region runs from base 24 to 380 and encodes 118 amino acids.